Podarcis muralis (Common wall lizard) is the source of this 1745-nucleotide messenger RNA. Its product is annotated as CD209 antigen-like protein C. NCBI's taxonomy places the organism in Eukaryota, Metazoa, Chordata, Lepidosauria, Squamata, Lacertidae. The record is from RefSeq and is a predicted model, not a curated record.
AUUUUUCGCUUAUGGUUGUGGAAAGGAAAGUUCUUAGCAAUUGAAAUCUAUUCAGUAUUAUUAUGUUGGAUCUUAUAACUAUUUUGACAUGAAUAGAUGCAAAGAUUCGUACAUAUAAUUGUCAGAAACAGAUAUUUGUGAGCAAAGUGGCAGAGGUGGAGGGAUUAGGUUGGAAAAAUAGGCUUCCACUGCUGAGUUGAUGACCUUGACAAAGUACUGAGAAAGCUAAAAAUAAUACACACUGUGGACUUCCGGGACGCCGCGGCCACAGAAAAGGAGCGCGAGAUAACUCCUCCGGGGGAGUCUCGAACAGCAUGGAGAUUUAGAGGGGCCAUGAAGGCUACGUGAACCCCGAAACCACAGGAGGGAAUCCUGGGGGACAAGCACCCUGCGACGCUGCCUGUGCUCGCCUGUGUUGCCGGUGUUUUAACAAGGCUGGAGCUGCAGCGUAAAGGGGAGGCAACAGACUCCAUGCUGUGAUGCCUCAAGCUCCGAGGGAAAGCGGCGGACCUCCAACAACAGCGGAGAAGCUGGGAAGGAGUUAUAAAAACACUGUGGAAAAAGCAGUGGAGGUUAAAGAAAAUAUUGGAGAACAUCAAUUAGGGACCAACAGAUGAUCUCCAAAGUCUUGUUAGAUUCAAGUGGAUUUAUAUGCGACCAACUGAGACCGGAUCUAGUACUCCAUCUUCUCUGAUGACCAGGAGAGAAGACUGAGAGGAUGGGGAAGCCAGCGCCCGCAAAGCCGGCAAAGCCUGCAGCACCUGCAAAGGCUGCAGCUCCAGGAGGAGCAGAACAACCAGGAACUGGAGUAUCUGGUUUUCAGAAAUUUGUAAACUUCGUGAAAUCUCCCAUGGGUGAAUACAUUGUCGUAUUUAUGAUGAUCCUCUUUACUGCGUUGACACUGCUGCUUUUCCUGCUAUAUCAAAAGGAACUUAAAAAAAGAGCAGAGUUUCAAAUGGCAAUUGAUAUGAUUCGGACCUUUGUUGUUGGGCUUGAUUCAAUCCAUGAAGACAAGGAUGACUUCGGAAUACUUGCUGUGGCUCAAAACAAAUCAGAGGAAAUGCGGCAUAUUGCCAACAAAAAUGAUGAACUGCAAAAAGAAAUUGACCUCCUUAUUGGUAACUUGAAUGACGGUUGGAUUAUAUAUCAAAGGACAAUGUAUUUGCUUUCUCGUGAACAAGACUCAUGGGCAGAUUCCAAAAAAAAAUGUGAGAGGGAAGGUGCCCAGCUCCUUUCUAUGGAAACAAGGGAAGAACAGUAUUUUAUAAACAGGGAAGUACAAAAGCGCAACAAGUUUUAUUGGUUUGGAGUCUUUAAAGACUCGGCAACAAAGAAAUGGAGAUGGCUGGUAGGAAUAGAGGCUAUAAUCACGUACUGGAAACCAGAUGAGCCUAAAAACGAAGACAGAAACCAUUGUGCUGCAAUGGGCCUUGAUUGUGAUAAGGAUUGCUGGAUAGCAUUACACUGUGAGCAACGCUUAGGGUACAUUUGUAAGAAGGUGCCUAGUGAUGCUUGGCUCUAAGAAGACACUUUAAGAUGAACGAAACUGGAUCUCACGAUCACUACACAAAAACAAAACCAGGAGAUUAAACAAAACCUCACUGUUUUAAUGCACAAUCCACACUCUGCCAUCUAGAUUAUAUGACUCUUUGGCAUCAGCACUCAAAAACACCUUGAAAAGAAAUUAUUCUGCAAACUCAAAUGUAGAUGGCUACAAAAAUAAAGAAUGGAAGCAUCCAGUCAUA